AUGGAAAAAAAAGGUGACGGAAUUUACGGAUCAACACUCGGAAAACAAAAUGUUGGAUAUGUCAAACCAGUACGAGAAACGAUUCUCAGCUUAGCCAAAACCAUUCCUUUCACUGACAAGGACUCGGUCUUCAACAUUGCCGACUAUGGUGCAGCUGAUGGUUCUACUGCCAUGGCCAUUUUCCGUGAGUUGUUGGCCACUUUGAAAGACCAUCAUGGUCCCAACACCCAGUUCCAGGUUAUUUAUGAAGACUUGGAAAUGAAUGAUUUCAAUUCCCUCUUCAAACGUAUGUCAGGAAUCAUCCCUGAUCCGCCGUCCUACCUCCUGGAAAUGGACAAUGUCUAUGUCCUUGCUUCAGGGACAAACUUCUACAAGCAGUGUGUACCUUCAAACUCAAUGCAUUUCAUGAUGUCAAUGACGGCUGUCCAUUGGUUGUCAAGGACUCCAACCACCUUCAAGGACUCGAUUUACAAAGAUGCCAAGAGUAGUACUGAGGAGACGACUGCACUAAACAAGCAAGCCGAGUUGGACUGGGAGACCUUUUUUACUGAGAAGAAGUAG
This is a messenger RNA of Haliotis rubra (blacklip abalone), 561 nucleotides long. RefSeq names its product benzoate carboxyl methyltransferase-like. The record is from RefSeq and is a predicted model, not a curated record. The transcript has a single exon. Gene Ontology annotation, biological process: methylation. Gene Ontology annotation, molecular function: S-adenosylmethionine-dependent methyltransferase activity. Lineage: Eukaryota; Metazoa; Mollusca; Gastropoda; Lepetellida; Haliotidae. The coding region runs from base 1 to 561 and encodes 186 amino acids.